Symbiodinium sp. CCMP2592 is the source of this 2523-nucleotide messenger RNA. NCBI's taxonomy places the organism in Eukaryota, Dinophyceae, Suessiales, Symbiodiniaceae. The record is from the annotation of a GenBank genome assembly.
AUGGCAAACAACAUCCCUCCGUUGAAGGCCGUACUCACCAUGGGCGACGAGCUGUCGAAAUGCGCAAAGAGAAGCAACGCCGGUGACGUCAUCAAGUGCCUGGGCAUGCGGAUCGUGCAGACAGUGCCGCCCCUGAGCUUCCUGAACAAGAUGAGCGACAUGCUUACCGAGUACUUGCAGGGCUUCGCCCGCACCGCUGCCACGGUCGCCAGCCAGGCCCUGAAGGACGGCGUCGCUCUCAUCCAGGACGCCUCCGUGUCCACCUUCCCCCGAGCGGGCGCAGCACCGGUCGUGCAGCACGAGAGCAGGAACUUCAUGAUCCAGACCCACUCAGAGCGCCGCUUGGAUAGCUUCGUUCUGAUUUUGCGGUUGGGGGCAGGAGAUGAUGACCCACCGACGGAUGGACUUGGCUUCAAGGUUGGUGUCGAGGGCAGCAACUAUGCCUCGAGGCUCGUCACCCAGUUCGGUGGCCGGGAGACGGACACCAGCUCCUGCCUGGCCUUUGCCCCGCAGUCGCGGCGCUCUCGCAAGACGCGGAGUGACUGGCAGGUGUCGAACAAGGACGAUUUUAUCAAGCUCGAGCCUUACGCCGUACCCUGUGGUGUCAGCUGGAUGAAGUCGAACCCCACGAAGUGGGAGGGCUACGCGUUUUACACGUCCGAACUGGCCAUCGAGAAGUGCCUCACGGUGACCUACAAAAUGAAUGCACAGCCCGUCUUAGCCUUCGUGGGUGGCCUGCAGUUCGACGUGAUGCCGGGACCCCUGGCCUCAGUGGAUGCACAAGUCUGCUGGCCCCUCGGAAACCCGGAUGGCAUGGAUCUGACGCAGCUGAAGACGGUGAUCCGCUCAUGUGGAGUCACGCUCUUCAGUCGCACGCUGCGCCUGAGCAAGCGGUUUGGGAGCAGCACGGACUUCGACAGCAAGAACACCUACGGCAGCACGGCCACCUGGAUUCGCCCUGCCAACCCUCGGGAGUCCAUGAGCCGGACCAAGCUCCUGGAGACCAACAGCAGCGUCCACCCAGAAGACUUGCCAUCCAUGAACGCCAGCGAGGCACCGGAGGGUGGAUUGGCGCAGCUGGCGCAGCUGGAGUGGGAGGCUCCGAUGGAGGACCUCUACUUGGCCUCGUUGGAUCUAGGUCCAGAUCUCGGCAUGAAGACCCACUCUGAGCUAAGGGGCGAGGGAGUGGCCCGGCGGCUGAAGGGCGAACAGAGUGGCGAACGGAUGGCAGAGGAGGAGCUUUUGGGCCUGAGCUCCUCGGGCAGCUCCUCGCUUUUCCAGCUCUUCAGCUUCAAGCACCCGGGCAACAUCAACUUCCAGCUCAAGGGCCUGCUGGAGGGCAACAGCCUCGAGCUGGGCAUGCGCAUGGGCUUCGGGCCUUUCGAGUCCGAGGAGAAGAGGCUCAAGCUCGUGGACAUCGUAGACCAGCUCCAGGGGUUCGCGGUGACCCUGAAUGCUCUGCCCUUCGUGUCCUCGAAAAGCAGGGAGAAGGCUUUGGAUGCCCUCCGCUCCUUCUCCACAAACUAUGUGCCGCCCACCGUCUUCGAGCCGGGCACCAUGGUCGCCCUCUACAGUAAGAAGCAUGAGCGAUACAUCAAGGCCUCGGACCGGCGCCGAGGCAGGGAUUUGGGGGCGACCGGAAGAAUGAAAGCUCGAGACCUGAAGAAAACGUGGGAUCGCGAGUACUUCACCGUGGUGGAUGCAGGCAACGGGGAGGUGGCAUUUCACAACCCGAGGUUCAACCGCUUCAUCAGGAUGCAAUCUAAGACGAACAUGGACAUGAGCGGCGAUAGGGCCACGCUCCCAGCCAAUUGGAAAUCUGAGCGAUUCACGCCUGUGAAUGCGGGUAAAGGGGAGAUUGCUCUUUAUUGCCGAGCGCAUCGCCGCUUCAUGCAGAUGCGGCCGGAGGGCACCAUGCAGACGAAAGGUGGGGGGAAAGGUGACAAAGACUUGAAUGCCGACGACCUGUCUCCCAAUUGGACAUACGAGCGGUUCACCGUGGUCCAAGGCCAUCCUUACUUCUACCUGGAGCCCGGGUCUGUCGUUGCUUUCCGGUGCAAAAAGCACAACCGCUUCAUGCGCAUGAAUGGGAAUGACAUGUCUGUCACUGGCUGGCAUGGACCAUAUUACAAACCCACCUCGCGUGAGUCGUACACAUUCUUCAAGGUAGUAGAUGCGGGGGGUGGUCUCAUUGCUCUUCACAGCGCAAAGUACAAUCGCUUCGUUGCAAUGACGAGCGACCGCAAGAUGAGGGCCAGCGCUUCACUGUCUGCGCACGAGCUGCCGGACGACUGGGCCAGCCUGCGGUUCGCGGUAGUGCCGGCCGGGAACGAGCAGAUUGCUUUGCACAAUCCCUGGAGGGGCCGCUUCAUCUCCCUGUCGAAGAAAGACCUGGUGGUAAGUGGGAGCAAGAAAGCGCAGGACUUGCCCAGUGGCUGGAGCUGGGAGCGAUUCAAGGUUUACGUGGUAUCCAGCCCCUCGCGAGCGUCGAGCCACACAGGGGCCUUCGAGGGUGCGCGAUGA